AUGACAUUGGAGUUAGACAAGGCUUCUGACAAGGCCUACAGUUCUCCCGGCUCUUCCAAUGGAUCUUCUAAGGAUUUCUGCGAAGUUUGUGGCGCCAUUCCGGCUUCUAUGCACUUUGGGACGAAUGCAUGCAGACCUUGUAUGACUUAAUAUGUUUUUAAAUAUUAUUCAUUUUGUGUUUUAGGUGCUGCUUUCUUUCGCCGGUCUGUUGUCCUAAAGAGGAAGUACAAAUGCAAAUUUGGUGGGACUUGUCCAGUUAAUAAAAGUAGAUCUUUGAAAUCAUAUGAUAUUUAUUAUGGAAUAAUGAUGACAAUUAAACUUCUGAUUACAGAUGUCCGAUCAGUUUGCGCGCACUGUCGCUACAACAAAUGUCUAAGUGCUGGAAUGGACACUCAAAGUAAGACUGAUUUGUUAUGUAAUAUUAUUAUUAAUAUAGGUAUUCGAUAUCCAUUCGAUCUGAUUGGCCCGAAAAAAGAGCGGAUAUCUCCAUCAGUGAAUACAAAACAAACAGUGUCAAUACUAAACAACAUCACUGUAGGGUAUAAGAAGUUCAUUGAAGAUACCAAGGUCCUUUACUUUGCAUGUCAUCCAGAAGAUCUCUUUAAUGAUAACAUCAAAUUCCGACAGUCUACUGUUCUCGAACACAUUCAUUUUGAGCGGGCCUUAUUAAUAUACGUCCUCAAAAUGUUGAAUGAUUACUUUCAUCCAUAUAAUUCAAUACCCAAACAAGAGCAGGUAGGGGAACAUCAAACAGCAAAAAUGUUUCAUGGCAUUACGGUCAACUUAUGUUUUAGAUUCGGAUAUUCGAAGUGUUUCAAUAUCAAUUUGUUAAACUGAAUCAAUGUUAUUUGAAUACGAAAUACUUUCCGGAAGACGAUAGCAAAUUAUUUUUACAUUACGGUAGUUACAUCAACAAAGACGAGAUCGAUCAUUUCUUUUCAACGGACAAAGAUGUUCAGAUGUCCGUCAAGUAAGCCGUCAAUACCAUUAGAUAGGGUUUAUUUAACAAUAUCACUUUAGAUCAUUCCGACCAUUGCACAUGAAGAUGUACAGAAUAGCACAGAAGUAUAAAUUGAUGAAGGUUGAUGCCGUGGAGACUGCAGCCAUGGCUGGGAUCGUGUUAUGGAGAGAAGGUAGGCGGUAUGUUACGGGACGGUAAACAUUUUAGCCAACUUCUUAUAUCCGGACAAAAGAUACGAAGAUAUGAUGCAGCAGAUUUACUCCGACCUGGCCAUUUAUUGCAAGAAAAAAUGCGAUGAUCAGAACCAACGAUACGUCUCGAUUGUUUGUUUGUUACGGUACUUUGAAGAGUUUGCGCAAGUCCUCAGCGAAAGUACUUUGAUGGGGUCGUUGAUGCACGACCAUUACAUUUUCGGAUUGAAUAAGGAUAUCUUCAAGUAA
This is a messenger RNA of Bursaphelenchus xylophilus (pine wood nematode), 1401 nucleotides long. The record is from the annotation of a GenBank genome assembly. Lineage: Eukaryota; Metazoa; Nematoda; Chromadorea; Rhabditida; Aphelenchoididae.